UUUCAUGUCGCCACCUCGCCACAUUUUGAAGCUCAGCCUGGAGGAGCAGCGCCAGUUCGUUGACUCCUUCGACCUUGUGAUCAGCGACUGCGAUGGGGUCGUAUGGCUCCUGGUGGGCUGGAUCCCGAACACCGGACCCGCCGUUAACGCUCUAAAGGCGGCUGGCAAGCAGGUUAAGUUCGUGUCCAACAACAGCUUCCGUUCCGAAGAGGGCUACAUGGAGAAGUUCCGGCACAUAGGCGCCCGGGAUGUUCAGGAGGACGACAUCGUGCACCCGGUGAAGACCAUCGUCAGGUACCUGCAGAAGCACAAGCCGGGAGAGAGGGUCUUCUCCCUCAUGUCCCUGGAGGCCAACGAGACGUUGCGUAAGCACAACAUUGAGUUUGAGUCGCUGCAAGUCAAGGAGCACCUGACCGCCGCCUCGCUCGUCGAUCACCUGGCCAUCGAGAAGCCCGUGGGAGCAGUGCUCUUCGACAUCCACCUGGACCUGUCGUACGUGGAGCUCGCCAAGGCCAUAAGGCAUCUGCAGGAGAACGAGAGCUGCCAGCUAAUAGCCGGGGGCAGCGACGUCAUCAUGCCUCUGGCCGAGAACCUCAACGUGGCCGGAUUCUUUGACUUUCUGGAGCACGUGAAGCGCUACACCCGGCGGGAGGCUACCUUCUUGGGCAAGCCGUCGCCCGUUUUGGGCGAGAUGUUCGGCGAGAUGUUUGAAAUCCGGGACCCGGCGCGUUGCAUUUUCAUCGGCGACACCCUGGUGCAAGACGUGCAGUUCGGGAAGGCCUGCGGCUUCCAGUCCCUGCUGGUGCUCAGCGGUUGCCUGACCAAGGAGGACAUGCUAAGCGCCCCAGAGGAAGCCCAGCCGGACUACUACGCGGACAGCCUGGCGGAUUUUACUCAGCUCCUCGAAAACAUAAAAAAAUAGACUCGAGACUCUGUCACGCGAAUAUGAAAUGAAAAUAGCUACCUGAAAGCAACUAUAAACGCAUAAGGUGCAAGUUAAGUUAUUCCUACAGCUAAACCAAUCCAUCGCAUGAUGACUUGUUAUUGCUGCUAAGCAAAACUAAAUACUGUUCAAUAUUUAUAAACAAAACUCUGUUUGUUAACAAUGUUGAUUGGUCACUCAGGCAUUUACUUUUGAACGAAUAAAAGCAUGUUUACAAGUGUUUA
Molecule: messenger RNA, 1167 nt
Organism: Drosophila ficusphila
Lineage: Eukaryota; Metazoa; Arthropoda; Insecta; Diptera; Drosophilidae
Product: glycerol-3-phosphate phosphatase
Cellular component (GO): cytoplasm
Molecular function (GO): phosphatase activity
Source: RefSeq, a predicted model, not a curated record